Cryptomeria japonica (Japanese cedar) is the source of this 2274-nucleotide messenger RNA. RefSeq names its product probable disease resistance protein At1g61300. Gene Ontology annotation, molecular function: ADP binding; protein binding. The coding region runs from base 1 to 2274 and encodes 757 amino acids. The record is from RefSeq and is a predicted model, not a curated record. The transcript has 4 exons. Gene Ontology annotation, biological process: defense response to fungus. NCBI's taxonomy places the organism in Eukaryota, Viridiplantae, Streptophyta, Pinopsida, Cupressales, Cupressaceae.
AUGGGUGACCCUGGACUCAUCCCUGGAAUGAUUGGUUACGCCAUUAAUUUGGCUGCAAAUCAUGUUAUUCAGUGCAUCAAUGUUGCCAUCAGAUGCAGAAAAGAGUUGGACGCUCUCAAAGUUCUGCUUCUAAAAAUUCAAGUGAUGAACAUGGAAAUGCAGGAAUAUCGAAAAACUUUAAACUCCGGCAGGGUGAGUACAUCCUUUCACCCUUCUUUAUCCAUGACGGUCAACAGUUGGCUGAACGAAUUAAAUACUCUUGUGGAGGAAGCAUCAGAUUUGGCCCAGGACUGCAUUGUAAACUCAUACUGUCGUUUCUUUCCUCGUUAUAAAACGAGCAGAAAGAUCAGGCAGCUUAUCGAAAACGUGGAAAAGCAUGUAGCUUCCACACCUUCCGUUGCUUUUCUGCAUCAACUACAGGAGCAUGUAGCCAAUCAACAAGUGCUUCAGCAGAUUAAAAACAGAAUGGAUUCUCUUAAUCUGCAUACUUCAGCACUAACCGGCAUAUCUGGAGAUCUGUUUCCAUCUACUUCGUCAGCUGCUCCAUACACGAAGUAUAUUGAGGAGGCACUCAUAGGCGGGCAGGAUUCUGCAUCGACCAGAAUGAAGGAGCUGAUUCAUUCACAGCAGCACAAAAGCGUGUCUCGUUUCGGCCUUCUUGGGAAAGGUGGGGCCGGUAAGACACUACUACUCAAACGGCUCUUCAACAGUGACCAGUUAGGUGUUCCACCAUCAUCAAUCAUCCAGAUGCAAGACUUGACUGCGGCUGACAGCUGGGAAUUGUUUUCAUCCCAUGCUUUUCGACACAGCGAUGGAGUUUUGCCCAUGAGUAUUGACCAAGAAAUUGCGAGGCGCGUUUGCAAGGAGUGCGGAGGGCUUCCAUUAGCCAUAAAGGUUGUCGGGCAGAGGCUGCAGAACGAUGGGACACAGUUGCUUUCAAGCAGCUUGAGAUUAAGCUAUGACGCCUUGGCCGACGUGGCUGGCUAUGGUAUUUCGUUGCAGUUGUGCUUCCUCUACCUCGCUGCUUUCUCAGAAGACGAAGUCAUCCAUACUGGAAUUGCUACUAACCACUGGAUGGGAGAAGGGUUGGUGGCCGGGCCAGACCCCGUCCAAACUGGGGAGAUAUACGUCAAUUUGUUAGCGGAGCGAUGCCUUAUUGAGCCAAUCCAGAAAAGACACGAUGGAAAAGUUAACAAUUUCAGGGUGCAUGAUGUAUUGCGUCAUUUUUUAGCGCACCAAAUUGCUGAAAAAGAGGAAAAUUGCUUCUUCAAGGCACGCAAAGGGCUAAAAGAGUUUCCCGCUGAUGACUGUAGGGGACAUAUCAGAAUUUCAUUAAGGGACAACAGUUUGACCAAGGUUCCAAAGGCAUUUGGAGCUCCCUAUAUCCGCUCCUUGCUACUGGCUGGUAAUACAUCUUUGACGGAAGUUCCAAAAGAAGUAAUUGGGAGUAUGAACGCUCUCAGGGUCCUGGAUUUGUCAAGAAAUGCGCUCCAGUCCUUGCCUAAAAACUUUGGAAGUUUGAAAAAUUUAGUUUCCCUCACAUUAUGCUCUGUGCCAAUAAGGAAACUACCCUACUCUGUCGCUAAUCUUAAAAACCUUCAGAACCUGCAGUGCCUGCCUAAUGGAAUCUCACGUCUUACAUCUAUGGAGUACCUGAAUGCAGGUGGUUCUCGAAAUAUAGUAUGGUAUAAAUGCAGAAGAGGUCGUCUCUCAAUUACUGAUUUGGGCAGCCUAUACCAACUCAAAAGGUUAGUUCUUACAAAUAACGGUGAGAUAAUUCGAGAAGGAAUGCUCGGGAACAUAAAGCAGAUGCAAUCUCUAUUUUUAAAUCUCACCGAGACGGAAUGGCUACCCCAUGACAUGACUGCUAUGUCUAAAUUGAGGACACUCUGGCUAGCUUGUCCUCAAUUAAUCCAAAUGGAGGAUUCCCUUUAUGGAUUUCAAAAUCUGGGCUACCUAAGAUUAUUCAACUGUGCCAAGUUGAAACAACUACCUAAGUUGCAGAAGCUUGAGAAUCUGAGGCACCUACAAAUCGUUAAGUGCCCCAACAUAGAGAAGUUCCCAGACGAAUUUGGCAAGGAAGGAGCAUUUCCCAAGCUAGACGUAUUUUCAAUGGUGGAGGUGGAGAAGAUAGAGCAGCUGCCAAAAGUUGAAGUCGAAGCACUGUCUUCACUCAAAAUAUUCACAAUAAUGAAGUGUGAGGCACUGCAGAGGUUUCCAGAAUGUUAUUGGAAUUUGAAGAGUGUAGAAAAGAUAAGAGUAUAUGGUUGCUGA